Chrysoperla carnea is the source of this 738-nucleotide messenger RNA. It is a transcript of the gene Sod1, whose product is annotated as superoxide dismutase [Cu-Zn]. The transcript has 2 exons. Gene Ontology annotation, molecular function: superoxide dismutase activity; copper ion binding. Gene Ontology annotation, biological process: removal of superoxide radicals. The record is from RefSeq and is a predicted model, not a curated record. The coding region runs from base 99 to 569 and encodes 156 amino acids. NCBI's taxonomy places the organism in Eukaryota, Metazoa, Arthropoda, Insecta, Neuroptera, Chrysopidae.
GUCACAUUCCACUUUCUGACUUAUACCGGUUAACAUUAAAAUAAAGUUUAUUUAACACAAAUAAUUUUACUAUAUUUUUAAUAAAAUAAUUUUGAAAAAUGGCUCUAGCUGCUGUUGCUGUUGUAAAGGGUGAUGUUGUAAAAGGUGUUAUUCAUUUUAAUCAAUCCAAACCCGAAGACCCUAUAACUAUUACCGGUCAAGUUGAAGGUUUAACCGAAGGUCUCCAUGGAUUCCAUGUACAUGAAUUUGGUGACACAACCAAUGGAUGUAUUUCAGCUGGACCACAUUUUAAUCCACAUAAAAAAGAUCAUGGUGGUCCCAGUGAUGCGGUUCGACAUGCUGGAGAUCUUGGUAACAUUGUAGCUGAUGGAAGUGGUGUUGGUAAAGUAAACAUUACAGACAAACAGAUUUCUCUAUUUCCUGGACCAUUAAAUAUUAUUGGACGUACAUUAGUCGUACAUGCUGAUCCAGAUGAUCUUGGCAAGGGUGGUCAUGAAUUAAGUUUAACAACAGGAAAUGCUGGUGCACGAGUUGCAUGCGGUGUAAUUGGUGUUGCUGCUCCUAAAUGAAUUUCAUUGGCUCGACUUUGAUAAAUUCAUUUGUUUUUUUGUAAACAGAAUAUAUUUUUAGAAAUAUAUCAUCCAUAAAUUGUUAUGUUAUUCCAAAGUAAUUACAACCCAGUACUGUAAUUUUUAUUUUUAAAAUAAAUCAUUAUUUUUGGUUCGUGGUAAUCAAGUA